Messenger RNA from Urocitellus parryii (Arctic ground squirrel), 761 nucleotides. It is a transcript of the gene Nt5m, whose product is annotated as 5',3'-nucleotidase, mitochondrial. Gene Ontology annotation, cellular component: mitochondrion. Lineage: Eukaryota; Metazoa; Chordata; Mammalia; Rodentia; Sciuridae. Gene Ontology annotation, molecular function: 5'-nucleotidase activity. Gene Ontology annotation, biological process: pyrimidine deoxyribonucleotide catabolic process. The record is from RefSeq and is a predicted model, not a curated record.
AUGAUCCGGCUGGGCGGCUGGUGUGCGCUGCGGCCCCGCGGCGCGCCGGGCCCUGCGGAGCGGCGCCGGGCAUCGGGCGGGCCGGCGGGCCGGGGAGGCGGCCGCGCCCUGCGGGUGCUGGUGGACAUGGACGGCGUGCUGGCCGACUUCGAGGGCGGUUUCCUCAAGAAGUUCCGCGCUCGCUUCCCCGACCUGCCCUUCAUCGCGCUGGAGGACCGGCGCGGCUUCUGGGUGUCGGAGCAAUACGGCCUCCUGCGGCCGGGAUUGAGCGAGAAGGCCAUCAGCAUCUGGGAGACGAAGAAUUUCUUCUUUGAACUUGAGCCUCUGCCAGGGGCCGUGCAAGCUGUGAAGCAGAUGGCCAGCCUACAAAACACCGAUGUCUUCAUCUGCACAAGCCCCAUCAAGAUGUUCAAGUACUGUCCUUACGAGAAGUAUGCCUGGGUCGAGAAGCACUUCGGUCCCGACUUUCUGGAGCAGAUUGUGCUGACCAGGGACAAGACUGUGGUCUCCGCUGACAUCCUCAUAGACGACCGGCCGGACAUCACAGGGGCAGAGCCACACCCCACCUGGGAGCACGUUCUCUUCACGUCCUGCCACAACCAGCAUCUGCAGCUGCAGCCCCCCAGCCGCAGGCUGCUCUCGUGGGCAGACGACUGGAAGGCCAUUCUGGACAGCAAGCGGCCCCACUGAGCUGGACUACGCUUGGGGCUCCUCCACGGGGCCCUGAUCUCAGGGCUCCCAGCUCGGGGCCAGUGGGACCG